UAAAACUGGUCCCGCACUGAUUUUUAAUUAACCUCCUCACUCCUGCGCUAAGAACCAGCCCACAACCGAAUUUCAUCCCAAAAAGGGCUCUCUAGUUUCUCCCCCCUCUGCGGGGAAAGCAGAGACUCUCUUGCAAAGCCGCUGAGGGCCGGGGGAGGUCUUUUCAAUGUGUGUUUCUGUCACUUUAUGGUGCAGAUGUUUUUAGAAGAAAAACCCCGAAGAAAUCUCCCAAGGCAGCAGGGCCGCGCGGGGAAGCUGGAGCGAAAUCUGAGCCCUGCAAGGGGGGAAAGCGGGCGAGGGAAUGUUUGCGCCCGAGGGGAGAACGGCAGAAGACACGGAAGAGGCGGAGGGGAGGCAGGGUUUCAAAGGAGGCCAGCGGAGGAUGAAGGGGAGGAGAUCCCGGGCAGGGCGGGGGGCGCCCAGACCCUAGCUGGGGAGCGGCAGCCCCAGGAGCGCAGCAGGGCGGAGAGGCUGGAACCGUGCGCCCGGGCUGGUGCCCCCCGCAUGGAGCCUCGGCCCCGGGGGCUGGAGCAGCAGCGGGACCCGGGCGCCUCCCGCAGCGGGGCCAGUCCCGGAGUGUUUACGCGCAGAUUGAUCCCGGACGCAGAACUGGGCUUGGAAGAGAGACCGAGGAUCUAGGGCGGCUGAUCUAGUCCCUGGCUCGGAGGCGGUUGGAGAUUUCGCAUCCCAGAACUGCAGUCGAAAGAGACUCCGACUCCCUCCCGCCCUUUGCACAGAAAUCCCAGGAUCAAUCUUCAUGCAACUUCCCCCUGUGUUAAGGGGCCCAGGAAGGGACAGAGGGAACCGAGCUGCUGAGGCGAAAAUCCCAAUCUCAUGCAUUGACCUAAAGAAAAACCCGACAAGGAGGAUGCCAUGACAGCCGGCAGCGCCGAAGCCAGCAGAGCCAUGAGAAAUCAGGAUCCUUUGGAGAAGAAGCCCCUGGGACCCGCCCCUCCUCCACGGAGGCACAGACGCAGGUUGAGGCGCAAGCCGCCGACUGAGGGGGCCAUGAAGGGACAGCUCCGGAUGCGCUCGCCUUCAGGGGCCUUCAUGAUGGUGGGCAUCUCUGUCGUCUUGGUCGGCAUGACGAUCGCCGUGGUGGGCUAUUGGCCUCACCGGGGCCCACACGCCGCCGGGCCUGGGGCCAGGCCGGGUAACACCAGCGGCAUGGGGGACAUGAAGAAGGAAGUGAAGGUCUCUGCCCAGGGCCGCCACUUCCCUCACAGUGAGAAGCUGAAGCUGAUUGGCCCCGUCAUCAUGGGCGUCGGCCUCUUCAUUGUCAUCUGCGCCAACACCGUGCUGUACGAGAACAGGGACAUGGAGACCCGCCUGUUGAUGCAGAAAGGCCUCUACUCCAUGACCCCAGGCCUCCCCCAGGACUUCAGCCAGGAGGACAAGUACUGCCAGAGGAGGACUAGCUUGUCCCUUCUCAAGGCCAAUGCCGAGUGUGUCGAGGGCUGUUACGAGGUGGAUCUCUCCUCCAGCGGCUUCCAAUCCUGUUCCAGUCCUAGGAACAAAUGGGCCGACUGCUACGGGCACAACAGGCUCCAGACGACGGCCCAGCUGCUCCAUCACAAGGGGGUUUCCCCCUCCAUGUCCCUCCUCAGCGUCCGCUCAGACUCUGGCAACUCCAUGGAGGGGAACCUCAAUCUGUCCUUCACCCGUGGGGCAGAGUCAGUAAUUUCCUUGGCUGCCACUGCCCGGUCACUUCCCGUCAUCAAGGUGAACAACUGCCUCAUUGAGAAGCCAUCUGCAUCUCCAGGGGCGGGCGACGACCGGGAGAUCAGCCUGACAGGGGCUCCGGAUGAGGCACCGCGGCUCUCAUGGACUCUCCCACCCAGCGGCGCCAGCAUCUCCCCCAGAGGAGAUGACCUCCAGGGUGGCCAUGUCGUUAUUAACAUAGACAGCGGGCCUCCGUCCGUCGCUGUGGCGGGCGAGACGUACCUGGACCCAGAAGGCACCGAGAACGAGUUCAGCUCAGAUGUGCAGCUCCACAAUCCGGGUCACUCCAAGUCGCUGGACCUGGGCAGGCCGGGCGUGCGGCUGGUGGCGCCCAUCAAAGACCAGAAGAACAGGAGCUGGCCUAGACUUGACAACAUCAGCUUGGUGGGCUACGCCAAACUGGAAAGCACGGGCGAGUCCUCCGACAGGCUAUUGGAGCAGACAGAUCAGCAGGGCAGGGACGAGCCCAGCCCCAGCGCCCCGGCGGUGGGAACAGAGAUGGGUUCAAGGGUCUGACUUGGCAGGGGAUGGGUGACACGGCCAGGACGCCCUCCCGUCUUUUCAUUGCCUCGCCUGGGGGGCUGCUGGGUGUGGUGUUCUUUUAAGCAGAUGUUCCAGUGUUGUGGGGAGGUCGGUGCUGCUGACUGAGCCGAGGACAGGCCUGCUGCUCCUUAGGGGAGACUCUUCGAGGGAUAGUCACUCGAUUUCUCAGUGGGUGGCCUCGGCCUUGCCUUACAACCCCCUCUCCCUGAGCCACGUGUGGAAUCUGGGCUCAGACAAGCACCCCUGCAAGGGGAGGCAGGGUGGGGAUCCCUGCUACUAAGCCGCAGAGGCCCCUUUCCUCAUCGUUAGCCGGAAGGGCUGCGGCAGCGGGUGGAUGAGGGGCCCCCCCGCCGCCCCACUCCGCUAAGCAAUUCACCGACCAAUGCCACGUUAAGGCUCCCAGGGUUAUUAAAUGUCCUCUCACCACCACCGAGGUGCUGAGUCAGUCAUUUUGCCCGCAUGAUGUUUCGGCAUCUGUCUUUGCAAAGCUUGCUGUCACGGCUAGCCCCCCUUCAGGAUGCCACGUGAUAGGCUGAUGGGGGAGGAAGGGAAAGCUCAGCGGUUGGAGCAUUGGCCUGCUAAACCCAGGGUUGUGAGCUCAAUCUGUGAGGGGGCCAUUUGGGGGUUUAGCUGGGGAUUGGUCCUGCUUUGAGCAGGGGGUUGGACUAGGUCCCUUCCAACCCUGAGAUUCUGUGAUACCACUGAGCCGACCUGUUCCACCAGCUGGGCCCCCUUUAACCUGUCUUCCUGAGUCAGGCUCUUAAGCCUCCUCCAGCACAGACACAGGCAGGGCCACACCCAGCUGCAGAACAACACAGACACGGAGAUCAGCUCUGGGAAGACUCCGCUAACGGGACUUGCUCCAGCACUCAGGUGUCCACCUCCCAUGGAGUGCAGACCCAAAGGUAUAUUGUCUUGCGCUGUAUAGAAGAAUCUGCGCAGUGCAAGCUCAUCAAAAUUCACCCUCUUCCUCAACGUGAAGAGAAAUAUGUACCCCCUCAAGCCCCCCAUUAGAAAUUGCACAA
Messenger RNA from Mauremys reevesii (Reeves's turtle), 3290 nucleotides. RefSeq names its product transmembrane protein 200B (gene TMEM200B). The record is from RefSeq and is a predicted model, not a curated record. NCBI's taxonomy places the organism in Eukaryota, Metazoa, Chordata, Testudines, Geoemydidae. The coding region runs from base 874 to 2238 and encodes 454 amino acids. The transcript is spliced from 3 exons.